ACGAAGCUGUCUAUAUUGUUUCUGGGCCACAGUGCAGACCUGAGGCCUGGGGAGUUUGUGGUUGCGAUCGGCAGCCCGUUCGCCCUCCAGAACACCGUCACCACCGGCAUCGUCAGCACUGCUCAGAGAGACGGGAAGGAGCUGGGCCUAAGGGACUCCGACAUGGACUACAUCCAGACAGACGCUAUUAUCAACUAUGGAAAUUCAGGAGGACCUCUUGUCAAUUUGGAUGGGGAGGUGAUCGGCAUCAACACCCUGAAGGUUGCAGCAGGGAUCUCAUUUGCCAUUCCCUCCGACAGGAUCACUCGCUUCCUCAAUGAUUCGCUCGAUAAGCACAGCAAAGAUGUGAGGUCAAUAAAGAAGCGUUUCAUUGGAAUCAGGAUGCUGACUAUCACACCAGCGUUAAUUGAAGAGCUAAAACAGCAGAACCCAGACUUCCCUGAUGUUACCAGUGGGAUUUAUGUCCAUGAGGUUGUUCCUCACUCACCUGCCCAUAAAGGUGGUAUCAAAGAUGGUGACAUCAUUGUGAAACUGAAUGGAAAACCUCUGAUGACCACAGCUGACCUGCAGGGGGCACUGCAGGAGGAGACAGCCCUGCUGCUGGAGGUCAGGAGGGACAACGAUGACCUCCUCUUUAACAUUGAACCAGACGUUAUUAUGCAGUAGACAUUUGAAGCACAGCUUGCAGAGUUGGACCGACAUCUAAAGUCCCUUUUUUGUGAACAAACACGUCAGUUGUUGGAAGCUCUUCACCAGUGCAGUGGAAGUUUUGGCAAACUGGCUGUUAUCUGUACCAAAGUAAAAGGAGCCCAUGGACAAUCGGGUACAUUGCAGUUUUUCAGAGAUUUACAGCUGUACCUCCCACCUGCUCAGACCAGGUCAAUGAUCAGGAACAAAUGCACACAUGUACACUCUACAGAAACCAUAACCCCUUUAAUUUAUGUUAAAUACUUGAUUGUUUGACUUGAUUCUACAUUGUUCAACCUGUAGACACAUUUACAGUACCUCAAAAAUAUGAUCUUAAUAUCAGGCAAUAAUGGCAACAUCAUAUGGUGCACAUCACAAAAGAUAAAAGCAAACUUAAUGAAUGUACACUUGAAUUAAUAAAAUGACUAUUACAUUUUUAAAAACAAAACAAAAUGAUUGUAUUCUGAUAAUUAAAAUAAGGAUUUUGCUCUUAAGCAUUUUUCCACAAAAGUUCCCAAAAAGUGUCUGAGGUGUCUGGGGACAUGAUCACCAGCACAAGUCCAUGAAACUCCUCCAGUAUCCAUGCAAGAGCUGGUCCACUGUUCCAUGGCCUCGACAGAAUCCACAUUGCGUCUCAUUAGAACUUUUUUUCCUAGCCUGUGGUUAGAAUGCCAAUGCCCCUGCCAUCACCUGCCACCCAUUUGUCAAUUCAACUGACAUGCAACAAAGGUCCUUUGCUAUUCACCUGAAAUUAAACAAAGGUCCUUGGCUGCACCACAAGGCGAUGGCCCCAUGUCAUUCCUUUGGGCUGAGCCCAACCAGACCCCAUUGGCUUUGGCCCAAGUGAGGUAGAUUGCUUUUAAUUGCCACUCCACAGGGGAUUUUUAGUGAAGAGGGAGCUGAGCCUGACCAAGCAAUGCUCUUAAUUUAUUGGUUUAUCUAUAUUCAAACCCUCAUCUUUGGUCAAACUAAGUGGGGAGAGCCCUAAGGUUGUAUCACCUCAGAAAGACAUUGGUUCUAAUUGGAUUACUUGUUCCAGGUCUUAAUCCUAAAACCCUACAGAAAUAAUCUGACCCUGGAAAUAUGCUUGACCAAUACUUGCAAGACAGAGAAUGGACAGCCAUUUCAGAGGUUGCCUCCUUCAAAGUAUGUAUUUCACUUCACAUGCACAGCAUUAAGUGCUUGAUCACACUACAAAAUGGCACAACAAAAUUCAAUGAAACAAAAACAAGCCUGAACCUGAGCCUACCUGAACCCCCAGUGAACUUGACUAGUCCCCAGCAGUUGGUUUACUGGAGCCAGGCCUAGGACAUCGCCAAUAGUGUACUGAUCCAUUGUCCAUCACAGUCUCAACAAGCAGCAGUUUUUGUGAUCUUCUUUCUCCUUACUGUAUGCCCUCUAACCAUCUCUUUAUUAGACAAGACCCACUUUUGUGAGAACUGGCAACCAAUAGGAUAAAUAACAACCUGUGCUCGUUGUACAGACUACUUUGUUCGAAAAAUGCUAAAGCCUUUUGAAGGGCAACUUCCCAGUUUGGAACAGAUAUAAGCAGAUAUAGGUAUAAUAAGCCAAAUGUAACACAUGAUAUUUUUGUUUGUGAUAUCUUCUUUGUAAUGCUGUAUUAGCUUUUGACCACUUAUUGAUCCACUGUCUCCCAAAUAUAGGAGGCAGACAAACUCUCCACAUGGG
This is a messenger RNA of Morone saxatilis (striped sea-bass), 2376 nucleotides long. It is a transcript of the gene htra3b, whose product is annotated as HtrA serine peptidase 3b. Gene Ontology annotation, biological process: proteolysis. Gene Ontology annotation, cellular component: extracellular region. NCBI's taxonomy places the organism in Eukaryota, Metazoa, Chordata, Actinopteri, Moronidae. Gene Ontology annotation, molecular function: protein binding; serine-type endopeptidase activity. The record is from RefSeq and is a predicted model, not a curated record.